Daldinia decipiens is the source of this 2421-nucleotide messenger RNA. RefSeq lists its product as uncharacterized. The transcript has 8 exons. Bases 665 to 2317 code for a protein of 550 amino acids. NCBI's taxonomy places the organism in Eukaryota, Fungi, Ascomycota, Sordariomycetes, Xylariales, Hypoxylaceae. The record is from RefSeq and is a predicted model, not a curated record.
CACGCCGUAGUUUACAAAGUCCGUGGGGGGCUUAUUACGAUUAUAUAACCAAACACGUCGUAUUUUAUCCCAAUAAAUCUUAAGGGAUCGGAGUUUGAUAUUAUACAACUUUUUAUUAAUAUAUUAAGGGUCCUAAAUGGCCUGAGAAGAAUCCGAUGGGCUUAACCCGCCAUCAGUUGCUAAUUGGUUCAUUUUCUCAAACUACCUAUUCAUAUUUUUGACAGCUUUACAGCUACAGUAAAGAAAUAGGAGACGUGGCAACUCAUUUAUCUCAAAACCGCCGCUAAUAUUUCAUCUGCAGCUAGUGGCUCCAUCAAUCUUCCCUAGCUUUCAGCUUUUCCCGAGCCGGGCAAAAUGGCGCUCUCGUGGCUACUUGGCGGACGUCGCCAGUCUUCAGCUGUCAGGGGUAUGGCGCUUCGUGAACAAGGGCACGCGGUGUGGCAUAGAUAGGGAGUGGUCCCUCGAGAAACCGAUAGAAAAGUCGACGUUUGACUGCCUGUGAGGGUUGCGGCGCCAGGUUCUUGGUGUAUUGCAUCAAUCCUUUCUUGCUUUUAACCUGUAUUGUCUACCUUUGUAUAUCUUAGGUGCUAUAUUCACCUAGUUACCUUAGGAGGCAUUCUUAAGGUUUUCUAUUCUCGAGCCUGGUUAUGAAAAAGCGGGAAUAAUGCCUCAUCUACGGUCAUCGCUCGUUUGGGCUUGCUUAGGUGCAUCAUUUGCGAGAGCGCAGGAGGUUGUUUAUGUUACUGAUCUUUCUAUUUUCACCGUAUUGGCCCCAUGUGCAGCGGCCGCAGUAUCUGAGAAUGUCCAGGCGCAAACAUACCAAAACUGCCCCGAAGCAGUAACGGAUCUUCAAUCAUGCGUUUGCACCAAGAACAACAACUUCGCCUCGAUAUCGACAGGAAUUUCGAGUUCGGUUAGCCGUAGUUGUGGUUCGACUGCGUCUGAAGACCAAGCGAGUGCGGCGAGCGUGUUUAACGCAUACUGUAACCAGGCGUCAAUUACACCCUUCCCAACUCCCUCUAAUCCGGUCACACAAUAUAUUACCGACUUUGCGGCGUGGCAGGAUCUUGCGCCUUGCGCCGCGAGUGGUUUAUCUUACGUUGUCCAGAGUAUGACUUAUGAUCUAUGCCCUGCAGAGCCGAGCCUUCUUGCAACAUGUGUGUGCAAUAAGAACCAGAAUUCUUUGCUCGCUAGUCAGGGUAUCAACAAGUCCGUGAAAUCCUCAUGCUCGUCCCAUGUUGAGGAUAUAGACUCGGCACAAGCCGUUUUCUCAGGCUACUGCGGGCUGAUCAAAGGAACCUCGUCAUUCCCAACGACUUCGGACCCCCCCGGCGACAUGACAUAUUAUAUUACCGCGCUACCUGAAUAUAGCUCGCUGGCCCCUUGCGCACAAUCUGCAGUGUCGUAUGGAGUAUUAAGUCAAACCUAUGAUCUCUGUCCCGAUGGUCCAAAGGCCCUCGCAUCAUGCGCUUGUCUGAAAAGUAGCAUGUCUGGCUCUAUGCGUAAUGUCAUCACAUCCGACGUGAAAUACUCAUGUGAUUCGACAGCGACCGAAGAUGUCAGUUCAGCAUUACUGGUGUUUGACCUAUAUUGCAGUGCUGCCAAGGGGCUAACAACUCCAGCUGGAGUUACCGAAUCUUUGGAGCAAACAAUGGCUACUUCGAACACCGGGACUUCUGGACCGAAAGAGACCGGGAUUUCAGGGGGAUCUGGAAGUUUAAGUUCCGAAGGUGGUGGAAGGCCUUUAGAGUCCGGAGUGUCGAGUAGCGAUUCUGCUAAUAAAUCUAAUACGGGUACAAUUGUUGGAGUUGUGGUUGGGGUCUUGGCCGCUCUUGCGCUUAUAGGACUCGCGAUAUUUUUCUUCUGGCGACAACGGAGGCAUAGCCAAAACGGUAGUCAGACGAUGUCACAGCCUGUUGACUCGGAAUACAGCGGGAAACCUGAGCUUGAUGGUAGCCAAAAUCCAGAUGUGCUGAAAACCCAAGAAGUUACCCGGGUAGACAACGUUUCGCCAGUGUCCGCAUAUAGCUCACCCAAUACGUCAGAGCUCCAGGGCCAUGGCGGUUAUCCUCAACCGCCUAUUCCACAGAUACCCGAGCUACGUGGUCAGAAUCAUGCGUCACAAAUGCCAAGUCCCAUCUCCCCAUAUACUCCGCAAGAGGCACAUGGUCAACCAGUACACGAAGCUCCAGCUCAAACCGAACCUCGAGUGUACGAAGCGCAUGGCCAACCCAGGUCAGAACUCGAGGGUAUGGGGUGGCAAUCCGGACCUGUGACUGGGCUUCACGAGGUGGACGGGGGCUAUAAAGGACAAUAGUUGAUGGCACCUGGAGACUGCUGUGGAAGUGUAAGUAAUGAAGGGAAUAUAAUACAUAUUAUAUUUAAUAAUUGGACAUACAUAAUAAAAUGGAGCUAUCUAUG